GAGGGGGAGGUGUGUGGCUCCUCCUCACUCUGUGUGUGCUCUCUUCCUCUCGCUUUUUAGUGUGGUCCUCAUUCACUCACUCAGAAAAGGUUGAGAGAGGGUCUCUCAGCAAGAGAAGGGUAAUAAAAAGGGGAUUGUUUGAACGAGAGAGACUGUGUAAACAAAGGGAACUGGGUUGUGUUCUUGGGGACUCUUAUCACCUGUCUUCAACACACCACUCCUGCAGCACUAUAGGACUCCUGGAUGGAGAGGCAGCAGGGAGAGGUAAAUGGAGAUCGCCUGGAGCGCCUAGAUCCACUCUGUGACUCAGAGAGAAAGAUGAUCAAGGACACCUGGGCCAAAGUCUACCAGAACUGUGAUGAUGUCGGGGUGGCCAUUCUCAUCAGGCUCUUUGUGAACUUCCCCUCCUCCAAGCAGUACUUUAGCCAGUUCCAACGGGUGGAGGACCCUAAGGAGCUGGAGAAGAGUGCCCAGCUCAAGAAGCACUCCCGCAGGGUGAUGACCGCCAUCAACACCCUGGUGGAGAACCUCCAUGACGGGGACAAGAUGGUGUCUGUUCUGAAGCUGCUGGGCAAGGCCCAUGCACUCAGACACAAGGUGGAGCCUGUCUACUUCAAGAUCCUGUGUGGGGUGAUUCUGGAGGUGCUGGUUAAAGACUUUCCUGAUUACAUCACUCCAGAGGUGGCAGUGGCGUGGACCAAACUGCUGGAUGCCGUCUACUGGCACGUGAAAGGCGUGUAUGAGGAGGUGGGCUGGGCCUCCAGCUCUGCUGUGUGAACCAUCUGUCUGUCUGGGUCAAAGUAACCGUCAGGGACUACUGUGGACUCCCGGAGACUGACUACUACUGGGCCUUGGCUUAGGAGCAGGACGAUCUACGUCUGACAAUUCAAGGAAAGAAAUGUAUCUUUCCAGGGCUCAUAGAAUCUUCCUAUGUAUCAUCAUGGCUCCCUCCCUGUAUCUUUCCCAUGCCCCCACUGUGGGGUGUGUUCUUCUGAUGGACUCUCUUAUGAAUGAUGGGGUGGUGGUUUGUGCUGACUUUGGUUGGAAUGUGUGUGAAUAGCCAUAUGUGUGUAUGCAUUUAUGUUUGAGGUAGAGCAUAAGCCCUACACAGACUGAUAAGAAUCUUGGAUGUCUCUUCAGCUACAUUGCCAUGAGAUUAUGUUGAAGAUUGAGGAUUGGCAGACAUAAGAACUGUAUUAUGUCAUUGAGACAGUCUAAACGUA
Oncorhynchus masou masou (cherry salmon) is the source of this 1223-nucleotide messenger RNA. RefSeq names its product cytoglobin-1-like. Gene Ontology annotation, biological process: oxygen transport. The record is from RefSeq and is a predicted model, not a curated record. The coding region runs from base 244 to 777 and encodes 177 amino acids. NCBI's taxonomy places the organism in Eukaryota, Metazoa, Chordata, Actinopteri, Salmoniformes, Salmonidae. Gene Ontology annotation, molecular function: oxygen binding; oxidoreductase activity; heme binding. The transcript is spliced from 3 exons.